Messenger RNA from Vespa mandarinia (Asian giant hornet), 1534 nucleotides. Its product is annotated as TIP41-like protein. The record is from RefSeq and is a predicted model, not a curated record. Lineage: Eukaryota; Metazoa; Arthropoda; Insecta; Hymenoptera; Vespidae. Gene Ontology annotation, cellular component: cytosol. Gene Ontology annotation, biological process: TOR signaling.
UUUGAGAUUUGAAAAUUAUAUUCGAUAACCAAAAACUGUUCGUUGUGAAAGUUUUUCUUGAUAUUUUAUCAUAUGAAUUCUUAAAAGUUGUAUUAUUAGAUAGAUAACCAAGAUAAAGAAAAAAUUAAAACAUGUAUCAAGACGCUAAUAUUUGUUAACAACAAGUUUUGAUCAUGACAACGGUGAAAGUUCAUGGGGGAAUAGAUAUAUUGCGGUUACCUGUUAAUGAAGAAGAGCAUGUCUUUCCACCAUGGCAAAUCAAAUAUACUCAAUCUCAUAUACUUCACUCCAAGUGUUCAAAAAGCGAGAAUGGCUGCGGUGACCAAGAUGCUACUGCAUGUCAAUUUUGCAUAUAUAGUAAAACUUUAGAACUGCCACAUAUGCCAGAUAUGGUAUUUCCAAAUAAUGUAUUAACUUUGAAACAUCGGGAUGGAGCUAUCUUGCAAUUUAAUGCACUUGAUGCAUUGAAAUAUGUUUCCAAUGGUAAAAUCAAUGUACAACUUGCUUGUGCUGAAGCAUGGAAAGAAUCAAGAUCCGAAAGCAGUGAAUUUUUAGAGGAAAAAGUUAAACCAUUCGAUUGGACAUUUACAACCAAUUAUACAGGUACAAUAUCUGGAUUUCAUUUGGAAGAAACAAAAGAUAGAAUUGAUUUAGACAAAUUGAGAAGAAAGGAAAAAAUUAGAUUUUAUCAUGAUUUAACACUUUUUGAAGAUGAGCUUCAUGAUAAUGGCAUCGCCGUUUGUUCUGUUAAAAUUCGUGUAAUGCCUACUAGUUUUUUCAUUCUUCUACGUUAUUUUUUGAGAAUUGAUAAUGUCAUGCUAAGAAUAAAGGAUACUCGCAUUUAUCACGAAUUUGGACAAGAUUAUCUUCUACGAGAAUUUACAACUCGGGAAGCCAAAGUUCAAGAUAUUCAUGUAUCUCCAGUAUUGUUCAUAGAACCAAGUGAGAUAGCACCUCACUUACCGUUAACUGAAAGUUACUAUCAUAAAUUAACUGUACAAUCAAAAGAAGAAUCGAAAGUAGAGGAUGGAACAUCGACUUCUGUUGAUAACAACACAGUAGAUAAUACUAUUACUUAAUCUUUAUAGACAUUUUCUGGAGAAAAAAAAAGGAAAAAAAAAAUAUGGGUGAUAUCAAAUAUACUCAAUCACAAUUUAUUACCUAAAGAAAAAGAGCUAAAAACUUGCACGUAUUUUCUGCAAUUGAAGAGAAAAGAAAAAAGAAAAGAAAAAGAAAGAAAGAAAAAAAAAACAUUAUAAAAUACUUUUCAGAAAAUAUAUAGGAUAUUGAUUUUAUAUGAUCAAUAUAAUUUGCUUGAAAUCAGGUCACAGUAGUAAAGAAAAGGAGUGUGUAAUUUCUAUAUGAGAUGCAACAUUAAAAAAAAAAAAAACAAAAAAAAAAACAAAAAAACAAAAACAUAAAAAAAAAAAACAAAAAAUAAACAAAAAAAAGCAAAAAAAAAUAUGUUAAGCAAUAAUUUUCUGUUUAAUCCGUAAUAAAGUCGUUUCACAUAAAAAAGAAGGAAAAGAAAAAA